Messenger RNA from Blepharisma stoltei, 312 nucleotides. The record is from the annotation of a GenBank genome assembly. Lineage: Eukaryota; Ciliophora; Heterotrichea; Heterotrichida; Blepharismidae.
AUGAGCCACUUAGAAAAGAUGGACAAGAUUAGAGGCCACUACCACGAGCCUGAGCCAUGGUCUACGCCUGGAAGAUUUUCUAAACUUGCUGAUAAGAUUGUUUGGGCCUUCCUUGGAAGAAAGCAAAGAAUUACAGUCAGAGGCACUCCACCUGAUUACGAAUAUGGGUUUUUUUCCCGUCAUGUUCCAAGUUAUCAAGGCGUCAGUGGAGCAUUUAAGGUUGUUGGGUAUUUGGCUAUCCUUUACCUACCAGUAAUUCCUUAUUAUCUUGGAUCAAAGGGUCAUAAGUUUAGAUUAAACGCUUAUGAAUAA